This is a messenger RNA of Guillardia theta CCMP2712, 695 nucleotides long. RefSeq lists its product as hypothetical. Lineage: Eukaryota; Cryptophyceae; Pyrenomonadales; Geminigeraceae. The record is from RefSeq and is a predicted model, not a curated record. The annotation marks the transcript as partial. The transcript has a single exon.
CUCGUUUCCAUGCCGGGCAUGCACGGACUAGGCUGGAUGAGCAAGGGAGCAAACAAACCAUACGCGCGAUAAUGGGAACCUUACUCUCUCAUGUUGUUUCCCUGUUGGCAGGCUCCAUCUUUGUGCUAGUUCUGGCAAUUUUUGUGUACUAUGUCAGAAGAAACAGGCUUCGACAGAAAGCCAAGGCAGCGAAGCGAGCAUCCGAGACCAAAGAAGCCAUUCAGAAGCUGAAGGCGUUGAAGAAACAAUUAACCAAUCAAACAGAGGAACAGUUCUUGAGGGAAUUUGUCCAGGAGAAUGAGAUUGAGUGGGGUAAAGCUUUCAAGAUAAGACGCGAUCCCGAGGGGGUAGGGUCUUUAGUGGGACAAACAGAGUCAAUCGUGAGGAGUUCGAGCUUAACAUCUAAGAAACUGGAUGGUUCAGAUGCUCUGACGAGGGAUAGCUCUGGGGGAAGCUCUCGUCAAGAUGAGUUGGAAGCUCUUCGGAGAAUUCCGUCAAAUCACUCAACCAUGCGAACAAGCUCCAGCUCAGGAAUUGCGGAGACUCCUGAUGAAGAAACUUUCCUCGAAAGACUUGCAGAAGCGAGCGUUUUCAAUGGAGCAUUCAAAGUAAGACGGGAAGGAAAUUCCUCGUUUGUGAUUGGCGAGGAAAAUAUGGGAAUAUUUGAGUCGGCAAGCUUUUCGGUUGCUGAUGCG